This is a messenger RNA of Vombatus ursinus (common wombat), 2667 nucleotides long. RefSeq names its product WD repeat-containing protein 26. Gene Ontology annotation, molecular function: protein binding. The transcript has 14 exons. The coding region runs from base 16 to 1962 and encodes 648 amino acids. NCBI's taxonomy places the organism in Eukaryota, Metazoa, Chordata, Mammalia, Diprotodontia, Vombatidae. The record is from RefSeq and is a predicted model, not a curated record. Gene Ontology annotation, cellular component: GID complex. Gene Ontology annotation, biological process: proteasome-mediated ubiquitin-dependent protein catabolic process.
GUCAGCGGCAGCAUCAUGCAGGCCAACGGGGCAGGAGGAGGAGGAGGAGGAGGAGGCGGCGGCGGCGGCGGAGGAGGUGGCGGCGGUGGUGGGGGCCAGGGACAGACCCAGGAGCUCGCCUGCCUCUCGGCCCAGAACGGGGAGUCGUCCCCCUCGUCGACUUCGUCCGGGGGGGAUCUGGCCCACGCCAAUGGGCUCCUGCCCUCUGCCCCCUCCGCCGCCAGCAACAAUAGCAACAGCCUGAAUGUCAAUAACGGGGUCCCCGGCGGGGCGGCCUCCGCCUCGUCCGCUGUCGCCGCGGCCACCUCGGCCACCACGGCUGCGUCUUCCUCGGCUGUGGCCGCCUCGGAGCUGGGCAGUAGCCUGAAAAAGAAGAAGAGACUCUCCCAGUCAGAUGAGGAUGUGAUUAGGUUAAUAGGACAGCACUUGCAUGGCUUAGGGCUCAACCAGACAGUUGAUCUCCUCAUGCAAGAGUCAGGAUGUCGUUUAGAACAUCCUUCUGCUACCAAAUUCCGAAAUCAUGUCAUGGAAGGAGACUGGGAUAAGGCAGAAAACGACCUGAAUGAACUUAAGUCUUUAGUGCAUUCUCCUCAUGCUAUUGUGAGGAUGAAGUUUUUGCUGCUGCAGCAGAAGUACCUGGAAUACCUGGAGGAUGGCAAGGUCCUGGAGGCUCUUCAAGUUCUACGCUGCGAAUUGACGCCCUUGAAAUACAAUACAGAACGAAUUCAUGUCCUCAGUGGGUAUCUGAUGUGUAGCCAUGCAGAAGACUUACGUGCAAAAGCAGAAUGGGAAGGCAAAGGAACAGCUUCUCGAUCUAAACUUUUGGAUAAACUCCAGACUUAUUUGCCACCAUCAGUGAUGCUUCCCCCAAGGCGUUUACAGACUUUGCUACGUCAAGCUGUGGAGCUACAGAGGGAUCGGUGCCUAUAUCACAAUACCAAACUUGAUAAUAAUCUAGAUUCUGUGUCGCUGCUUAUAGAUCAUGUUUGUAGUAGGAAACAGUUCCCAUGUUAUACACAACAGAUACUUACAGAACACUGUAAUGAAGUGUGGUUCUGUAAGUUCUCUAACGAUGGCACUAAACUAGCAACAGGAUCAAAGGAUACAACUGUUAUUAUAUGGCAAGUUGAUCCGGAUACACACCAGCUAAAAUUGCUUAAAACAUUAGAAGGGCAUGCUUAUGGUGUUUCUUAUAUUGCUUGGAGUCCAGAUGACAACUAUCUUGUAGCUUGUGGCCCAGAUGACUGCUCUGAGCUCUGGCUCUGGAAUGUACAAACAGGGGAGCUGAGGACGAAGAUGAGCCAGUCUCAUGAAGACAGUUUAACAAGUGUGGCUUGGAAUCCAGAUGGGAAACGCUUUGUAACUGGAGGGCAGCGUGGACAGUUCUACCAGUGUGAUUUAGAUGGUAAUCUCCUUGACUCCUGGGAAGGGGUAAGAGUGCAAUGCCUUUGGUGCUUAAGUGAUGGGAAGACUGUUUUGGCAUCAGACACACACCAGCGAAUUCGGGGAUACAACUUUGAGGACCUUACAGAUAGAAACAUAGUACAAGAAGAUCACCCUAUUAUGUCUUUUACUAUUUCAAAAAAUGGCCGAUUAGCUUUGUUAAAUGUAGCAACUCAGGGAGUUCAUUUAUGGGACUUACAAGACAGAGUUUUAGUGAGAAAGUAUCAAGGUGUUACACAAGGAUUUUACACAAUUCACUCAUGUUUUGGAGGCCAUAAUGAAGACUUCAUCGCUAGUGGCAGUGAAGAUCAUAAAGUAUACAUCUGGCACAAACGUAGUGAACUGCCAAUUGCAGAGCUAACAGGACACACACGCACAGUUAACUGUGUGAGCUGGAACCCACAGAUUCCAUCCAUGAUGGCCAGUGCUUCAGAUGAUGGCACUGUUAGAAUAUGGGGACCAGCACCUUUUGUAGACAACCAGGAUAUUGAAGAGGAAUGCAGUAGCAUGGAUAGUUGAUGGCGAAUUCGGAGCAGACGACUUCUGUUUAACUUAAAAUUAGUCGUAUUUUAAAUGGCUUGGGAUUUGGUGCAAACAAACAUGAUUGAUAGCUGGACAGACAUGCUCGUCAUGAAAAAUAAAAGAACCAUUUCUGAAGCCCGAUCGGGGCCAAACAUUUACCACCUUGCUUCAUAGUAACCAGUUGAGAUGAAGCACGUCGUUAGAACGUUGUUGGACACCGUGUUGAAUUACCCCCCCAUCGGUUGUGAAGAACUGUGCUACAUUCAGGCUACCCAUUGAACUCAGUAUAUAUAUUUUUUUCCUUCCUGCCUUUUUGUCUGGCGGGCUACCAUUCUUGUUGCUCUUCUGUGUAAUGAAGUUUAAAUGCUUGUUUGGAAAACUUUAUUUAACAGUUUAGAAGGCUUGAUAGAAAGAGUGCUUUAGUCUGAAGAGUAUACGUUGGAUAGGAAAGUUAUUUCCUUCUCUUGUUUCUCUAAAUCUCUCCGCCUUAUUUAGCUUGAGAUCUUUGCAGCUUGGUUCAUGGAUUCUAGCCUUGCCCGUUGCGCAGUAUAUACUGAUCCAGAUGAUAAACCAGUGAACUAUGUCAAAAGCACUCUCAAUAUCACAUUUGACAAAAAGUUUUGUACUUUUCACAUAGCUCGUUGCCCCGUAAAGGGUUAACAGCACAAUUUUUUUUAAAUAAAUUAAGAAGUAUUUAUAGGA